AUGGCAGCCCCUGCUUUCUCUAACACCAUCGUCUCUUCCACUUUUCCUGCAUCCCAUUCUUCUCUACCCAAAUUUUCAUCUCUCAGCUUUCCCAGCUCAAGAUCUCCGCCUCCGCCUACCCAGUUCAGGAACGCCAGGGCCACUAGACGGUUUACAACGUUUUGUUCUUCAGAUGUUUUAAAUGGUCCAAAGGAAGACACCCCAAUUGAAUUAAGGUAUCCUGCAUUUCCGACAUCACUGGACAUCAACAAGAUUCGUGAUAUUCUACCCCACAGGUUUCCAUUUCUGCUAGUGGAUAGAGUGAUUGAAUACAAUCCUGGAGUUUCUGCAGUGGCCAUAAAGAAUGUAACUAUAAACGACAACUUUUUUCCUGGACAUUUUCCAGAAAGACCAAUCAUGCCUGGUGUUCUCAUGGUUGAGGCAAUGGCACAAGUUGGUGGCUUGGUUAUGUUGCAACCUGAAGUUGGAGGUUCUCAAGAGAAUUUCUUCUUUGCUGGAAUAGACAAAGUGCGAUUUAGGAAGCCCGUGAUUGCAGGAGACACGUUAGUUAUGAGAAUGACGCUUAUCAAACUGCAAAAACGAUUUGGAAUAGCAAAGAUGGAAGGGAAGGCAUAUGUUGGAGGUGAAGUUGUGUGUGAGGGUGAGUUUCUGAUGGCUACUGGAUCUGGGAGCGAAUAAUUAAGACAAAUCCUCCAACAAAAAGAAAGGAAAAGAGUUGAUUCUACUGCAUUUCUUUAAUGCUUCUAGCAUUCUUCUGGUUGCUUAACCCUAGAUUAUUUUUUAUGACAUGAGCAUCAUUUGACCUCAUGUAUUUAACAUACUCAGAUUUCUUGCAUAGUAUUUAUUUAUGGCAGUCCAAGCUAUCUUUGCGUUUGUGUUGUUACCACGUUGAAAAUGAGUAUGACAUAGAUAAUAGAUACUUUGUGAGAAAUUGGCUACAUACAAACAUGGCCCAACUUGCAAUUUUCAACUAUCACUAUCCCUUUCACUCCACCUGGUUUGGAAAUGAAAAAUACAUGCUAGUAUUUAUAUGAGGCGUCUAUAUUAUAAGUAUAUAAUGCAUACAGAAGGUGAAUACAUCAGAGAUUAGAGCAUAAAAUUUGAAAAUUUUCAUGGCUCUACAAGACAAAGUUUCGUGUUGUCUUCCUAGCCUCUCAAUUCAACCACGUACA
This is a messenger RNA of Abrus precatorius (Indian licorice), 1172 nucleotides long. Its product is annotated as 3-hydroxyacyl-[acyl-carrier-protein] dehydratase FabZ-like. Gene Ontology annotation, molecular function: hydro-lyase activity. The transcript is spliced from 4 exons. Gene Ontology annotation, biological process: fatty acid biosynthetic process. The record is from RefSeq and is a predicted model, not a curated record. NCBI's taxonomy places the organism in Eukaryota, Viridiplantae, Streptophyta, Magnoliopsida, Fabales, Fabaceae. The coding region runs from base 1 to 678 and encodes 225 amino acids.